GAGUCUGUGCGGCUGCGGCGGCGGCAGCGGCCAGGGCCGAGUGCUUGCGGGCAAGCGGCAGCUCUAGCGGUUUUCUUCGUCGGCGUAGCGCCAACUCAUCUCCUCCGGCUAGGGAGACGUGGAAGCGCUCCCGGAGAAUUCCCAUGCCGGGGCUCCUGAGGAGAAAGCCAGAAGUGCUCCCAAGAGUAGAAGGUGCCUGAGAGCGGGCCUAUAAACCCGCUGACAGAACUCACGCCCUUGAAACCUGGAGACUUUUCUGGAGCCUUCAGCAAGGGCGCACUUGGAAAGUAGGGUCCACUGCGGGCGAGGGGUGACGAGAACACCGGGGAUGGGCGCACAGACCUGGCGCGUGGGCUUUUGCUGUGUCCUCCUGGCUCUCGUUGAGUGUACCCGAGACGAAGGCGUGCAGAGCUGCGAAGAAGUUCGGAAACUUUUCCAGUGGCGGCAUUUGGGAGCUGUCAAGGGAUUGCUGGAUUCUCCGCAGGCAGGACCUGAUCUUCAAGUUUGCAUAUCUGAAAACUCCACAUGUUGCACCAAGAAGAUGGAGGAGAGAUAUCAAGUUGCAGCUCACCAAGAUAUGCAGCAGGUGCUUCAAACAUCCAGCUCUACAUUAAAGUUUCUAAUAUCUCGAAAUGCAGCUGCUUUCCAAGAGACCCUUGAAACUCUCAUCAGACAAGCAGAAAAUUAUACAAGUAUACUUUUUUGCAACAUCUACAGGAACAUGGCCUUAGAAGCUGCUGCUUCAGUUCAGGAGUUCUUUGCUGAUAUAGGGCUCUUUUUAUUUGGGGCGGAUGUUAAUCCUGAAGAAUUUGUGAACAAGUUUUUUGACAGUCUUUUUCUUCUGGUCUACAACCAUCUCAUUAACCCUGCUGUGACUGAUAGUUCCUUGGAAUACUCAGAAUGCAUCCGGAUGGCCCGCCGGGAGGUUAGUCCAUUUGGUAAUGUACCCAAAAGGGUAAUGGUGCAGAUGGGGCGGUCACUCCUGCCCAGCCGCACAUUUCUGCAGGCACUCAAUCUGGGCAUUGAAGUCAUCAAUACCACAGACCAUCUGCAGUUCUCCAAAGAGUGCAGCAGAGCUCUCCUGAGGAUGCAGUAUUGCCCUCACUGCCAGGGCCUGACUCUCAGUAAGCCUUGUAUGGGAUACUGCCUCAAUGUUGUGAGAGGCUGCUUGGCACACAUGGCAGAGCUUAAUACACACUGGCAUGCAUACAUCCGGUCCCUGGAAGAGCUAUCAGAUGCCAUGCAUGGAACUGACAUUGAACCUGUGCUCCUGAACUUCCACUUGCUUGUUAAUGAUGCUGUGAUGGAGGCUCACCUCAAUGGAAAGAAAUUACUAGAACAGGUAAAUAAGAUUUGUGGCCGUCCAGUCAGAACACCUACACAAAGCCCCCGUUGUUCUUUUGAUUGGAGCAAAGAGAAGCAUGGAAUGAAGAUCACUAUAAGAAAUGGUGAAGAGACACUUGCCAACAGAAGAAAAGAAUUUAUCAGCAGCCUUAGACUGUACAGGACAUUCUAUGGAGGCCUGGCUGAUGAGCUCUGUGUUAAUGAAUUAGCUGCUGCUGCUGGACUACCCUGCUGGAAUGGAGAAGAUAUAGUAAAAAGCUAUACUCAGCGUGUGGUUGGAAAUGGAAUUAAAGCGCAAUCUGGCAAUCCUGAAGUAAAAGUCAACGGGGACGAUCCUGUGAUAAAUCAGAUUAUUGAUAAACUGAAGCAUGUUAUUCAGUUGUUACAGGGUAGGUCAACAUCCAAACCUGACAAGUGGGAACCUCUCCAGAUGGGCAGUGGUGGUGGCGUGGUAGAACAAGUCAGCGGGGACUGUGAUGACGAAGAUGGCUGUGGGGGAUCAGGAAGUGGAGAAGUCAAGAGGAUGCUAAAAAUCACAGACUGGACACCAGAUGAGAUGAACCUCAGUGACGUAAAGCAAAUCUAUCAAACAGAUGAUGUCCGUACUUUAGACACAACUGGAGCAGGAUUUACAGCAGUGGCUGAAUCAAUGACAUUCACUCUGAUGGGUGUGGUGAUGUUAAUUCUUGGGCUUUGGUAAUUGCACUCUUCUCGUCUGAUAUAUAUAUAUGUCUUAUUGGAGUCUAGAUUUCUCCCCUCUUCCUAUGCCUGAAAUUAGAGAUCUUUUUCAAUGCAACAAUUAUAUUUAUAAAAUGAUGUCACACUAAAUUUUUAGAAGCCAAGUUAGACUGUUCAUAGACAUCUCUGAAAUCAAGAUUUAAAUGUUAGUUUUAAAACAUGGUUCUUUGAAUCUAACUUAUAUCUUCUUAAAUUCUAACAUAUUAAAUCUAUAAAUGUGAAGAGCACUGAAGUGAUUUUGAAUCACUUCUUUGUUAUAAACCCCUCCUUUUCUAAAAAAGAAAUAUAUAUAUACUAAAUUGAAGGUGUCUUUGCAGUAUAUUGAGAACAGUGCAUAGUAUUUCUUAAAAUACUGAAAUUAUAAUUCAUUAAAUGAAUCAAAAUACACAUUGGCAAGUAGUAUGCAUGCAUUUUCAAGGGAUUCUUAAAGUUUUUGCAAGCUAUAGAAACUACUGAAAAUCUUUAAGUUAUUGACUAGAUUGCUGAGGAGCAUUUCACAUAAUUUUUAUUGAAGAAGCUAGGUGAUUUUUAUCCACUGUAAUUUAGCCACUGACAAACUUAAAACUUAGUAUUUUGGUAGCACCUUAUUUGUAUCCCAUUGUACUCAAAACAUAUCUUCAAUAUUGUAGUUCUGUCCCUUUCUCUCUCUCUUUACCUAAUGGAUUUAGCUAUGUUGCAUAGGACAUGGCCUGUUCUAAGAAUAUCUCUAAUAAAGCUGUUAGUUAUUUGGUGGAAAAUUUUAAAGAAUACUGGUCAUUUUAUUUUGGCAAAAAUAAUUUAUAUUCACCCACUUUCAAAAUAUUGUUUAUUUCUUUUUAAAGCCUGAUAUUGAACAAGCAAUUGAUUGUGUAUGCAUUUCUAAGUUUCCUAUGAAUAUCUAAAAGCAUGUAAUAAUAUAGAAAAUAUGGCUUGCAAUGCUUUAGUUCUUUUUCUAUUUGCACAUUAGCAGAGCUGCUAAUCCAGUCCCUCAUUUCCCAGUUGCCAUAAUAUGCCUCAGCAGACACUGAUUCAGAUAAAUCUAUGGCUGUACUUAAGGAAGAAGAGAUAAGUCAGCUUUUAUUAAGUAUCACAUCUAGUCAAUAGCCAGAAAAAUAAUUAAUACAAGUGACAGCACAGAAAAGAGAAAUACUAAACUUGUGAUAUUAAACAUUCAAAAGGAUUUGAAAUGACCACUGACAAAUGGUUGAUAAGGACUCAGUUGACAGCAAAUAUGAGUGUAGUAAAAUCAGUCUCUCCAAUUCAGGAAAUAAUAUAUGAUCAAACCAUGUUCUGUUACAUUUUCAAUUAACUGAGAUGAUCUGACAAAGGUCAACUUGAAUCACAUUACGUUUAUACUGUUCAAACCCAUUUUAUUGUCUGUUCAAACAUAUCUCAGAAUUGCAAGUGUUGUUCUACCUGCUCAUUCUUGAUGUCAUUUUCCUAGACUUCCUCUCCAGACCUUAAUGUGUAUUCCCUGAUUCAGUCAGUUUAUAAAUCAGUUGCCCUCAACGACACCCCCUCCACAGACGCUUCACAAAUUAGAAUCCUAAACAUGUAAAAAAUAUAUAACAUUUUAACCUCAGCUCUUCAUUUAAAUCACUCUCUGCAAAAUGUAAUACUAAGUCACCCAUUUGCAAUAUUCCACCAAAGUCAUAGUUAGUUUGCUAAGCAAACCUCUGAACUGACCUUAAUGGAUUAUAAAAACAAACAAACAAAUGGAAGAGCAUGGCUUAGCUGUCUGAGAUGUAUAGCUGGAUAAAUUAAUUAAUAAAAGAUAAUUUUAAAUAUGGCAGGAGAUAGCUAAAAGCACAGCAUAAGGAAUUCAAUAGCAUGAAUGACUUUUUUAUAAUCAACUAAACUUCGCAUAUGCAAAUGUACUUUGUCUACCUCCAGGUAGGCACUUUAGAGACUAUACAUCUCAAAAUGGUGCUGCUAGAGCUCAAAACACUUGGACUUCUGUGGAAUGUUCUUAAGAGCCCGAGGCAUAUUUUUUUAAUAUUCUCAGUGAGGAUAUUCCUCCUUUAAUACUCUACACCGUAGCAUUUUGGAUUUGUAUAGCUCUUUAUAAUUUACAAAGCUCUUUCAACUGAGAUAGAGUAUUUCAUUUGACCUUCCUCACCCUCAAGGAUAGGCUUGAUUUUUAGUCAAAUAAAAGCAAUGACACUGAUUUUUUAUAUAUAUAUAUGGCUCAGAAUGUGCUUCUGAAGAGUUUUUCAAAAGCUAUGUCUAAAAAUUUUUUGAGCAAUUGUAACAUUAUUAUAAAAUAUCACUCAUCUUUAUAUUUCCAUGUUAUCUUGGGAUAAUUUAAACAAAGUUAUUUUCUUGAAUACCUGAGCUGUUUUUAUAUAAGUAACCAUUGAACUUAGUCCAGCAUUUUUCAUAUACUGGGAAAGAGUUAGUUAAUCGUAGCUAAUGCUGACUUGGCCCUUCUUUUGCAUAAACACUAUGAUAAAUGAUUUUUAUGCAUAAUCUCAUUUAAUCAUCCCAAUAAUAUCAUCAACUCUAUUUAGAGGAAACUGAGGCUUAGAAAUGUCAUGUAAUUUGUCUAGUGUCAUGAAACUAGUAACAGAAAAAUCAGAUCAGUGAGGGUAAUGUCUCUAAACUGUAUACAUUCCUGGUUCAAAGAUAUGAUAGUUCUGAAACAAUAGCAAGAAAUCAUGAGAAUAAUAUAUAAAACAUUCUGAGAUUAUUUAAGUCUCCAAAAUGUAUUUAAAAACUAAAUAUAACUAAUUGUAUAAUUAUAAUUGUAUGCUUAUCAAACUGUGUAUUUAGUAAGUAAACAUAAUGAAAAGGAGAGAUGUACAUAUGAACUUUCUUUUCAGUAACAGUCACUACUCUACCAUAUAUUCCAAUCUCAUCCACCACACAAGCCCCCAAAAUAAACCAGCUCCAAAAAUGACCAAGACAAACAAACACAACUAUCAUGGAACCAUGAAAUUUCUUCUGUUUUCUCUGCAAUUAAACAGUGUAAAACAUUUCUUUGGCCAUAAGAUACAAGAUGGGAAAAGGAAAAAAAAAAAAAAAUGAAAGAAGGGAGAGAGGGAGAGGGAAAGGAAGAAAAUAAAGCUACACAGAAUAUUAUAAAAAAAUUCUUAGAUUUGUCUCUAUAUCUUCCAUUGGUUCAGGCAACCUUUAGCAAUGAAACAUUAUCUACAGUGUUCCCUUCUCAUUAAAGAACAAAAGUUAAUAAGAUAUUUCCUCUAAAACACUUAGAUGUUCUGAAGUGCUCAAUAAUGAUGCUUUGAAAAGGACUCAAUUUAUUGCUAAAUGUUUUCAAUCACUUAAAUUAUUAUUUCUAUCAUCAGACCCUUCAGGUACAGUAAAACAUGUUUCUCCUUGAGAGAAUGAGUUCCAUCUAGACAUUUAUUAUUCUGUGAGAAAUUCACUGAGCAAGCUAUGAUGUCAGUAUUUCUUUAGACUGUGAACUUUGGUAUCCUAUACUAUCAUAUGAGUGGUUUGAAAAUCCAGAAAUAAUGAUUCUUAAUGCUGUUUGUUAUGACUCUGGCCAUGUCAAGUUUUUAUUUAAACAUAGAUUAUUGUGUAUAAAUCAU
Messenger RNA from Choloepus didactylus (southern two-toed sloth), 5612 nucleotides. RefSeq names its product glypican 5 (gene GPC5). The transcript has 8 exons. The coding region runs from base 329 to 2044 and encodes 571 amino acids. The record is from RefSeq and is a predicted model, not a curated record. NCBI's taxonomy places the organism in Eukaryota, Metazoa, Chordata, Mammalia, Pilosa, Megalonychidae. Gene Ontology annotation, cellular component: cell surface; extracellular region; plasma membrane. Gene Ontology annotation, biological process: regulation of protein localization to membrane; positive regulation of canonical Wnt signaling pathway; cell migration.